CAAACAGUCAAUGCUUCCUCAUUAUUCCCCAAAGCUAUACAAUCACUUUGAUGAGAAACAUUACUAGGCCACUCGCUCGGUCCAUGUCGACAACCCCGCCGCGGAAGGCCAUGCCUUCUGCGCUUACUUUUGAUUUGCAUCGGAAGUGUUCUACUACUAAAGCGCGCGCAAGCACCCUCCACCUCCCUCAUGGAUCCGUCUCGCUCCCAAUCUUCAUGCCUGUCGCGACACAGGCAAGUCUCAAGGGCCUUACAUAUGACCAAUUGAAACAAACAGGGUGCAUGCUCUGCCUCAAUAACACGUACCACCUUGGCUUGAAGCCAGGGCAGGCUGUACUGGAUGAGGUAGGGGGAGCACAUGCGCUGCAAGGCUGGAAUCGCAACAUCCUAACAGACAGCGGUGGCUUUCAAAUGGUUUCUCUUCUCGAGCUCGCGGAAGUCACUGAGGAGGGUGUCCGGUUUCUGUCACCGCACGAUGGCACGCCGAUGCUGCUCACACCGGAACACUCAAUCUCACUACAGAAUUCCAUUGGGUCCGAUAUUAUCAUGCAGCUUGACGAUGUGAUAGCGACUACAUCGCCAGAUCACGAACGGAUUCAUGAAGCCAUGGAGCGCUCGGUGCGCUGGCUAGAUCGGUGCAUUGCAGCCCACAAAACCCCAGAAACGCAGAAUUUAUUCUGCAUUAUUCAAGGGGGACUGGAUCUAGAGCUGCGAAAACGGUGCUGCGCGGAGAUGGUAGCACGCGACACGCCAGGAAUUGCGAUAGGUGGGCUGUCAGGUGGAGAGGCGAAAGAGGAUUUCUGUAAAGUUGUUGAUACAUGUACUGGUCUCCUUCCGGAAUAUAAGCCGCGAUAUGUGAUGGGCGUGGGCUAUCAGGAGGACUUGAUUGUGGGAGUGGCCCUUGGAGCGGACAUGUUCGACUGUGUAUGGCCGACAAGAACUGCCCCAAGGGAAGAAGGAGGUUCCGGCAUUACGAGAGCCUAUCUCCACCACCUGGCUGCUAAAGAGACAGCCGGGGCGCAUCUGAUAGAGUCAAGCACGACAGGGUACAAAAUGACUGUCUCACUGGACACUCCCAGAGAAAAUGCCACCACCGCCACCGCCGGUCCUCAACCCCCAGCCCACAACCCCUCUCACGAAGAACACCAAUACCUCAACCUGAUCCGCCAAAUCCUUGCGGAAGGCGAGCACCGCCCUGACCGGACGGGCACGGGAACACGCUCAAUCUUCGCCCCAAACCCUAUGCGCUUCUCGCUCUCGAAGCCCAGCCCCACGAACCCAUCUACAAAGAUCCCAAUCCUCCCCCUCCUCACCACAAAACGCGUCUUCUUGCGCGCCGUCCUUGCCGAACUUCUCUGGUUCAUAUCCGGCUCAACAUCAAGCAUUCCGCUCUCCGAAGCGGGCAUCAAAAUCUGGGAUGGGAACGGAUCGCGUGAGUUCCUCGACAAAGUCGGGCUCUCGCACCGCGAAGUUGGCGACCUCGGCCCCGUAUACGGAUUCCAGUGGCGCCAUUUCGGGGCUGAGUAUGUCGAUGCCCAUACGGAUUAUACAGGGCAGGGAGUUGACCAGUUAGCGGACAUUGUGAGGAAGAUUAAGGAGACGCCGUUUGAUCGCCGGAUCAUCAUGUCGGCGUGGAAUCCAGCGGACCUGAAGAAGAUGGCGCUUCCGCCUUGCCAUAUGUUUGCGCAGUACUAUGUUUCUUAUCCUGAGGGCAUUGAGGAUGGGAAGGGCAAAGGCAAGGGAGAGUUGAGCUGUUUGUUGUACCAGAGGAGUUGUGAUAUGGGGCUGGGCGUCCCAUUCAACAUUGCUUCAUAUGCGUUGCUGACGCACAUCAUUGCUCAUGCGACGGAUUUGAACCCGGGGAAGUUGAUCCAUACUAUGGGUGAUGCGCACGUAUACCUGGACCAUGUGGAAGCCUUGGAAGAGCAGUUGACUAGGGAACCUACGGAUUUUCCAGAGUUGAAGAUUAAGAGGGAGGACCGGGGGAGCGGAGUUAUUGACGGCUGGAAAGAAGAGGAAUUCGAGGUCAUUGGCUAUGCGCCUCACAAGGCGAUCAAGAUGAAAAUGAGUGUUUAGGCAUAUACUUACUAUACCAUGUAUAUAGAGGAAGCAUAUGAUACACGACCAGUCAAACAG
This is a messenger RNA of Aspergillus nidulans FGSC A4, 2135 nucleotides long. RefSeq lists its product as uncharacterized. Bases 51 to 2075 code for a protein of 674 amino acids. The record is from RefSeq and is a predicted model, not a curated record. The transcript has 8 exons. Gene Ontology annotation, molecular function: thymidylate synthase activity; transferase activity, transferring one-carbon groups; tRNA-guanosine(34) queuine transglycosylase activity. Gene Ontology annotation, biological process: tRNA modification; tRNA wobble guanine modification; dTMP biosynthetic process. Lineage: Eukaryota; Fungi; Ascomycota; Eurotiomycetes; Eurotiales; Aspergillaceae.